CCAUCCAUGGAGAAUCAGACCACUGCAGUGACCGAGUUCAUUCUGCUUGCUUUUCCCAUCGAUAGAGAGGUGGAGCUGCUGUUCUUCAUGCUCCUUCUUCCCACAUACAUGAUUACACUCCUGGGGAAUAUCCUCAUCAUCUACAUCGUUAUGUCCCUCUCACGCCUCUAUACACCCAUGUACUUGUUCCUCUGCAAUCUCUCUGUCUUGGACAUCCUCUUCACCUCUGUCAUUUCUCCAAGGGUACUGGACAACUUGGCCACUGGGGAUAAGAACAUCUCCUUUGCUGGGUGUAUCACCCAGUGCUAUUUCUACUUCUUCCUGGAAAUGAUGGAGUUUAUUCUACUGACAUCCAUGUCCUAUGACAGGUAUGCUGCUAUCUGUAACCCACUGAGGUAUAGCACCAUCAUGAGUCUUUCUGUGUCCAUUGGAAAGUUUCUUUUCUCAUGGUUGGGUGGUUUCUUAUCUGUUCUUUUCCCUAUCAUACUCAUCUCUAGGUUACCCUUCUGUGGAGCCAAUAGCAUUAGCCACUUUUUCUGUGACAGUGGACCUCUAUUGGCCCUGGCAGACACAGCAUCCAUUGAGCUGAUGAACUUCCUGCUGUCAUCCACUGUCAUUAUUUUUUCCAUAAUUCUCACUGGGUAUUCCUAUGCUUGUAUCAACACGACUAUCUUACGCAUCCCAUCAGCCAGUGGGAAGAAGAAAGCCUUUAACACCUGUGCUUCUCACUUAACCAUCGUUGUAAUAGCUGGAGGCAUCACAGCCUUUAUCUAUGUGACUCCCUCACAGAAAGAAACCUUGGAGAUCAACAAAAUACCCUCGGUGUUGAGCAGUGUGGUGGCACCUUUCCUCAACCCCUUCAUCUAUACCCUGUGCAAUGACACUGUGCAGUGGAUCCUCAGGGAGAUGUGGGUGGGAGUCAGAGAAGUUUUAGUGGGAAGAGAAAGAGAACUGUUUAGCAGAGUGUCCAAAAAAGAUCAUUAA
Messenger RNA from Dromiciops gliroides (monito del monte), 984 nucleotides. Its product is annotated as olfactory receptor 6J1-like. The record is from RefSeq and is a predicted model, not a curated record. Gene Ontology annotation, molecular function: G protein-coupled receptor activity; olfactory receptor activity. The transcript has a single exon. Gene Ontology annotation, cellular component: membrane. Lineage: Eukaryota; Metazoa; Chordata; Mammalia; Microbiotheria; Microbiotheriidae. The coding region runs from base 7 to 984 and encodes 325 amino acids. Gene Ontology annotation, biological process: G protein-coupled receptor signaling pathway.